Staurois parvus is the source of this 338-nucleotide messenger RNA. The record is from the annotation of a GenBank genome assembly. Lineage: Eukaryota; Metazoa; Chordata; Amphibia; Anura; Ranidae.
GACUGCAGACACGGUACAGGGGAUGACCAGAGACUGCAGACACGGUACAGGGGAUGACCAGAGACUGCAGACACGUAGAAGAGAUGACCAGAGACUGCAAACACGGUACAGGGGAUGACCAGAGACUGCGGACACGGUAGAGGGGAUGACCAGAGACUGCGGACACGGUAGAGGGGAUGACCAGAGACUGCGGACACGGUAGAGGGGAUGGCCAGAGACUGCGGACACGGUACAGGGGAUGGCCAGAGACUGCGGACACGUACAGGGGAUGGCCAGAGACUGCGGACACGGUACAGGGGAUGGCCAGAGACUGCGGACACGGUACAGGGGAUGGCCAG